CAUGGAAAACUCUACUCACUUUAAGGUCUUCAAGCUUGCUGCAUACGGUGAUAUCGGACAAAUGAAGUAUUUCUACUUUGCUGUAGUAACUGUUUUAUAUUUUGUCAUCAUUCUUGUCAAUGCUUUACUUAUUGGAGUUAUCUGCAUUGAAAGAAGCCUUCAUGAACCCAUGUAUCUGUUUCUAUGUGCUUUGUUUGUUAAUCAGUUGUAUGGGAGCACUGGUUUGUUUCCUGCUCUCAUGUUUUACUUGCUGUCUGACACACAUGAUAUUUCCCUUCUUUAUUGUUAUCUCCAGAUUUAUGUGUUGUACACAUACGGUUUAACGGAAUUUUGCAAUUUAUCAGUUAUGUCAUAUGACAGGUACAUUUGUAUUUGUUAUCCUCUACAGUAUAACAAUAUUAUGACACCUAAAAUAGUUUUGGGCUUAAUUCUGCUGUCCUGGGUGUAUUCUUUUUUCCUCAAUGCCAUCGUUAUCUCCCUGAGUUUGCGACUGCAAUUUUGUGGUAAUGUUCUAGACAGAGUGUAUUGUGACAACUACUCAGUCGUCAAGCUUGCCUGUUCAAAUACUACACUGAAUAACAUAUGGGGUCUUGUUGGCACUGUGCUUUCUUUUUCUUGUACUAUAUUUCCUACCAUAUACUCAUAUGUAAAAAUUCUACACAUUUGUUUAAAGUCUUCAAAAGAGACGAAACAGAAAGCAUUUAACACCUGUACACCACAUAUAGCCUCUUUGCUGAACUUCUCCUUUGGCUGUAUAUUUGUGAUUCUGCAAGGCAGAUAUGAUACUGCACAUCUUCCACCUAUACUUCGCACUAUUUUAUUAGUUUAUUUUCUAAUAUGUCCACCACUUUUCAACCCUAUUAUGUAUGGCGUUAGGAUGGUUAAUAUCAGGCAGGCUUGUAAAAAGGUAUUGAGGAUUUGACCUAAAACAUAAUCUGAUUGUUAUUUUUUUGGUAAUAAUUAAUUGUGUGUUGCUGCUUCUUUUUACUUCUU
This is a messenger RNA of Oncorhynchus gorbuscha (pink salmon), 993 nucleotides long. Its product is annotated as olfactory receptor 2A25-like. The transcript has a single exon. Gene Ontology annotation, cellular component: membrane. Bases 2 to 922 code for a protein of 306 amino acids. Lineage: Eukaryota; Metazoa; Chordata; Actinopteri; Salmoniformes; Salmonidae. The record is from RefSeq and is a predicted model, not a curated record. Gene Ontology annotation, molecular function: G protein-coupled receptor activity; olfactory receptor activity. Gene Ontology annotation, biological process: G protein-coupled receptor signaling pathway.